AUUAAUCGCACCCUUUAUCAUUCAAGUUGGGCGCUGCACCGAUACCGGUCGACGUCGUCGUUUUCUACUUCUAUCCGUUCUAUUGUUGCAUCGUUGUGUAAUCAUCAUCUGUGCGGUCGAAAUUUUCACAAAUCCUUCGCGUCGCGUUACGCCUCAACAGGUUCUGCUUCUGGUUUUGCUGACCAAGGACCACUGUUGCUUACCGGAAUCAACGGAACCAGUGGAUGAUGGUCUGGGUGUCCGAUUACGACUGUGACCCAAAGGGUCGCAAGAUGAAUCCCGAAUCGGUUUCCCACCUGGAGCACAUGUGCUCGCUGGACAUUGACUCGCAGACGGCAUUCGUGCGUCUGUCCGGCAUCAUCUGUACCAUCGGACCGGCCUCCGUUGCACCGGAGAUGCUGGAGAAGAUGAUGGCCACCGGGAUGAACAUUGCCCGGUUGAACUUCUCGCACGGUUCGCACGAAUACCACGCCAACACGAUCAAGAACAUCCGCGAGGCCGUCGAUAACUACUCGAAGAAGCAGGGCAAGCCGUUCCCGCUGGCCAUCGCUCUGGACACCAAGGGUCCGGAAAUCCGUACUGGGCUGAUCGAGGGCAGCGGCACCGGCGAGGUUGAGCUGAAGAAGGGCGAACAGAUCCAGCUGACGACCGACAAGGAUCAUCUGGAGAAGGGAAGCAAGGACAAGAUCUUCGUCGACUACGUUAACAUCGUCAAGGUCGUCAAGAAGGGCGAUAGGGUGUUCGUCGACGAUGGUCUGAUCUCGCUGGUGGUUGACAGUAUUAGCGGAGACACUCUGACCUGUACGGUUGAGAACGGUGGUUUGCUGGGAUCGCGCAAGGGCGUCAACCUGCCCGGAGUCCCAGUUGAUCUGCCGGCCGUCUCCGAAAAGGACAAGUCCGAUCUGCAGUUCGGCGUUGAACAGGGUGUUGAUGUGAUCUUCGCUUCGUUCAUCCGUAAUGCCGCGGCUCUGAAGGAAAUCCGUACGAUUCUCGGAGAAAAGGGUAAGAACAUCAAGAUCAUCUCGAAGAUCGAGAACCAGCAGGGUAUGCAGAACUUGGAUGCCAUCAUCGCUGCCUCGGACGGUAUUAUGGUUGCCCGUGGUGAUCUGGGUAUCGAAAUCCCAGCGGAGAAGGUCUUCCUGGCCCAGAAGUCGAUGAUCGCUCGGUGCAACCGUGCCGGCAAGCCCGUCAUCUGCGCCACCCAAAUGUUGGAGUCCAUGAUCAAGAAGCCACGCCCAACCCGCGCCGAAAUUUCCGAUGUUGCCAACGCCAUCAUUGACGGUGCUGACUGCGUAAUGCUGUCCGGUGAAACUGCCAAGGGCGAGUACCCAUUGGAGUGUGUGCUGACCAUGGCCAAGACCUGCAAGGAAGCCGAAGCUGCCCUAUGGCAUCGCAACCUGUUCAACGAUCUGGUCAACACGACCCCCACUCCACUGGACACGGCCAGCUCGAUUGCGAUCGCUGCCUCGGAAGCGGCUGCCAAGAGCCGCGCUGCUGCCGUCAUUGUCAUUACGACCUCGGGCCGUUCGGCUCAUCUCAUCUCCAAGUACCGGCCACGCUGCCCGAUCAUUGCCGUUACUCGGUUUGCGCAAACCGCUCGCCAGUGCCAUCUGUACCGAGGCAUCCUGCCCGUGAUCUAUGAACAACAAGCCCUGGAAGACUGGCUGAAGGAUGUCGAUGCUCGCGUCCAGUACGGCAUGGAUUUCGGAAAGGAACGCGGCUUCCUGAAGCCGGGCAAUCCAGUGGUCGUCGUCACCGGCUGGAAGCAGGGCUCCGGCUUCACCAACACCAUUCGCAUUGUGAAUGUCGAAUAAAUUGGUAGGGGACUGCGCCCAGCCAAAAAUCUUCAUCUCUAAAUAUCAACAACCUUGUUGAACAUAUUAAAACAAAACAACAAAAUAGUCAUUAAACACCCUCACACAUAUACAGGCAGCGGAAGGCGAACAACACCACCUGGAAAGUUCCCAAAGGGCACUGAGCGGCUGCCGCAUGUCGUCGACUGUCGGUCUAAGAUUUAAGUUGGCAUUCGGAACCAGCAUUUCGAUGCUUUCCAUUUGCUGUUUUAAGAUUUUGCCGCACGCGGGUUACGUUAUUCUGAACAAUUGGCUACGAUUUAGGUUCUAAUUUAUUUUUUUUAUUUAAAAAAGUCAAUUAUUUAUCAAAAUCGAUCACAAACUGACAUUUUUGGUUGAUUGAACGUAAUAUGUUAGUGCUCUAAAUUAUCUCAUUUGACCUUGUUAGGCACGCGUUCGUAGGAUCGUAAGUAACUAUAUAAAAAAUUAGUACGUUGGAAGGGUUCGAGCUGAAUCAAUGGGCUAGAACCAGGACGGUGUGUCCGAUCAGAAAUGAUCAUCGGAAGAAGGCGAUAUAACGACUUGUGAAUGUAUUGAUCGUUGAUGUUACUGAUAUCAAUAAAUAGUACACUACACUAAACGUU
This is a messenger RNA of Aedes aegypti (yellow fever mosquito), 2437 nucleotides long. RefSeq names its product pyruvate kinase. NCBI's taxonomy places the organism in Eukaryota, Metazoa, Arthropoda, Insecta, Diptera, Culicidae. The coding region runs from base 225 to 1814 and encodes 529 amino acids. Gene Ontology annotation, biological process: glycolytic process. The record is from RefSeq and is a predicted model, not a curated record. Gene Ontology annotation, molecular function: potassium ion binding; magnesium ion binding; pyruvate kinase activity. The transcript has 5 exons. Gene Ontology annotation, cellular component: cytoplasm.